GGCCAGCCACACACACAGCACUGUGAUCGUUCGGGCUCUAAUGUUGGGGUUGGUGAAACAGUUUUGUACAUCUUAUCCUGCCAGCACAUCCUUUAAGCUACGGCUGGUUUUGGGCGUAACAAUAUCACGGCGCGACGGUUCCAACUUUCAUCCGACGCACCGGUACAGGAUGCACACAGCGUACUUCAAGCACCUGCCGGGCGAGAGCCAUUGCCAGAUCCGGUUUCACCUGGUGGCUGCGCAACAUCGGAUCGACAAGGUGUUCAACUUGAACCGCAGCACAGACGAGCCGCUGGAGGUCUGCCUCGAGCGGAUGCGGUGUAACAUCGACAAGGAGCUCUCCAAAAAGAGUAAACGGAAAGGGUCGAAAAAGGAGCCAGCUGCGGUGGCACCGGCGCCAGCGGAGGAAAAUGUACGGACACAGCCACCGUCAGUCGCAUCGUCACCUAUCACGGUGUCCAUCGGUACGAGGAAGGAGCAAUUCAGCGGCAUCACGAUAGCGGAACUGCUGGUUCGCAUCGACCACGAGCAGGACGUGUUUCUCACCGUGCUGGACGAUGAGUUCCGGAUUGUCUGUAACAGUCCGGAGGUGCAUGCGGUGGCGCUACCCUCCUCCAUGCUGGCCGAUUUCUACGUUUACCCGGCGAAGCUAGAGUUGCACUUUGCGACGGUGGCCCAGAGCGAAUACCGCUGGUACCGCGGUCUGAUGCCCGCCAGCAACAACGCCACGCAGAUCCAGUGGGAAGAGGUAUGCCGGGAGUUGACGUAUUUGGUGCGGACGAGCGAUAUCGGCUACCAUUUAAAGUUCUGCUGUACGCCGAUGGGAGAGGAACGACGAGUCGGUCCGACUACCGAAAUCGUGGCGACGCGGCCGGUCCAAGCCGGCCCCGGCCAGUGCCCGUUUGAGGUGCGACAUUUGUUCACGCCCAGCAAGCUGCCACCGGAUCAGUUUCGUGUGGUUUCCUACAAUCUGCUCGCGGACUACUACACCGAUUCCGAGUACAGUCGAACGGUGCUGUUCGGCUACUGUCUGCCUUACGCGCUCGAGAUGGACUACCGGAAGCAGCUGCUCAUCAAGGAGCUGCUGGGCUACCGAGGCGAUAUCCUAUGCUUGCAGGAGGUUGAUACCAAGAUCUUCGAUUGCGAUCUGCUGCCUAUACUUGGGCAGAAACAGUUUGCCGGCUGCCAUCUACCGAAGCGCAACACUGCGGAAGGCCUGGCCACGUUUUACGACACCGGAAAGUUUGACUUUAUCGAGAAGAAUAACGUGAUCGUCAGCGAGAUCAUGGAUCAGUUUCCCGAGCUAUGGGAUAAAGUAUGCGGCAACGGGCCAUUGGUGGAGCGAAUUGUGAAACGCUCAACGGCCUUGCAACUGACGUUGCUUCGCUCGCGUGCGGCUAAUAAGUACUUGCUGGUCGCCAACAUCCAUCUCUACUUUCAUCCAGAUGCCGACCACAUACGUUUGUUGCAGUUUGGUUUCGCGAUGUUGCACAUACGGCGCGUGUACGAACGGAUUCGCAGGGAGCACAAUCUGGGCGAGCAAGCACUGGCACUGUUGUUCUGUGGCGAUUUCAAUUCCGUACCAGAGUGUGGCAUCUACCGGCUAAUGACGGAAGGGUACGUUGGCCCGGAAAUGGCAGACUGGCAGAGCAACGAGCUGGAGGCAGUUCGCAAUGUUUCUUUGGCACAAUCGUUUCCGAUGGCAUCGGCCUGUGGUUGUCCACCGUUUACCAACUAUACUGUCGGGUUUGCUGCGUGCAUCGAUUACAUCUUCUAUCAGACCGAUCUGCUGCAGGUGACGGAUGUGAUUCCCAUGCCUAGCGAAGAAGAGCUCAAUAUGUAUGAAGCGAUACCGUCGCCUGUGUUUCCCUCCGAUCAUAUUGCCUUGGUAGCAAACUUGAAAUGGAAUGUGCAGCUAGGCGAGUGAGCUAAGGGCCCGGUGUCCCUCAGCGGUGUUAAGUUUGAAACAUUUCGGAUCGGGCGAACAAACGAAACAACAAUAAAAUUAGUUCAAUGUUUUAUUAAUA
Molecule: messenger RNA, 2027 nt
Organism: Anopheles aquasalis
Lineage: Eukaryota; Metazoa; Arthropoda; Insecta; Diptera; Culicidae
Product: 2',5'-phosphodiesterase 12
Biological process (GO): nuclear-transcribed mRNA catabolic process, deadenylation-dependent decay
Cellular component (GO): mitochondrion
Molecular function (GO): 3'-5'-RNA exonuclease activity
Source: RefSeq, a predicted model, not a curated record